ACUUUAGCUACUCCAGUUAUAUACUAUAAAUUAAUUCCUAUAAUUGUCAAUAAAAUUGUAGCUAUGAUUUUAAGACAGAUUAUACAUAUUUGUUUGUCUAUUUUGCAAUUGUCUAGAAGUAUUGAGUUUAUACAUGUUUGUUUGUCUAUUUUGGAUUGGUAUGUAACCUUUUCUUUUCAAGGUUGGAUUAGGUUGCCAAUGUAUGGAGAAUGUACAAUAUAUAAUUUUUCAAUCUUUGCAAUCUGUAUCUACUCAAAUAUAGUGAAACUGACUCUCAUGUCCGUGGACUAACCAACCCACAUUAUGUUAGUGAAUCACGUAAAAAUCUUGCAUUGUCAAUUAUCCAAUCAGUUCUAACAAGAAUCACCACUAUUUUAGGUAUUUUUACUAUAAAAUUGUCCUUAUAAUUGUCAUGAGAAUUUUUCUAUCUUUGUACCUAGUGUAUUUCUUAUAAUUUUACGUGGAUUUGAUCCCCAUAUUAGUUAGCAACUUAGCAUAGAAAAAGUAGCAUUGUACGUUUAACACUUAGAGUAGAAUUUUCAUGAAACAAAGAUUAAAUCAUGGAAAACACCUCGUCAUGUUAGGUGACAGAACACUUAAGAUCAGUUCAUUUACGCCACUUUGUACUCAUUCACGUAAUUUUGUGCGUAUUCACGUAAUAUUAUGGUGAUUUACGUAAGAGAGUAAGUUUUUCACGAAAAUAAAAAUUCGGCCUUUUCCCCCUAAUAAUUUGUAUAUGCUAUAUUUUAUGGAAUUAAAUUUGGAUUAUAAUUUAAUCUGUAAAAAUAUGUUGCAUUGAUCAUAAUCUACACAAUGACAUCCAUUUUUUAUAUAUUUCAAAGUUUAAUAUUGUAUUUUACAACGGCAUGAAUAAUUAACAAUAUGCGUGAAUCAACAUCAAGUGGCGUGACAUAACAGUAUUGGUUGCCUGAAUAAUCAACACUCUUACGUGAAUAACACAAAUAUGACGUGAACGACACUAAUAUGGCGUGAAUCAUGCAAAUAUGGUUUUAAUAACUCAAAAUUAGGUGUUUUGUCACCUAACGUGACAAGUGACUUCACUCUUAAAAGUUAAAUAAUUUGAAACUUGACCCCUUGUAAUAUUUAACGUUUGAAUUUUUUUUGUGUGGGAAAAAGCAGAACACUUACCCAGUACUUAUGUCAUGUCCCGUCAUUGUUUAACUUUUGAAUCUGGUUUAGUUAACUAACCAAACCAUGGCUGAUCCACAAUUUAAUAAUAAUAGAUGAGACUACAUUACUCAAACGUUUCACCCAUUUGGCCAUUUCUUUAUUGCAUAUAUUACUUUUUUUUGUGAGACUUGCAGAUAUUCCUUCGAUCCCACCACUUAUCGAUUCUACCAAAGAAGCCUUUUGAGCUUCUGCCCCGAAAUCUGAAACGUAGGGUUUCUAUUCUUCAUCCCCAACCACCAAAACGCAGCCAGACCACUCGACAAUCUACUUCUUGGCCGUUCCCUCUCCUGAACUCUUCCGAAGGGUUCAGCAACACUGCAACUGUCGCUUUUAAUCUUCAAGCUCGUUCAUUGAGCAAACUUUAUUGAAACCGCUUCGGGAUUUUCGGUCGUUGUCUCCUCAGUUUGCUCUUGAGGACGACGACAACUAUAAACAGAAAUCAAGUGGUGAGUUAACUCGCUUCCAACAAGUUGAUACUUCUAUUUUUCUUUUGGUCUUAUCUAUGUGUUUUAGGAGAUCGGGUUUUACCUUUUCCAAUUUUGUCUUCAUCUCCGUGUUAAUCAUUUUUGUUCUUCUCUCUACAGGAUGUCAGAAGAAGUUCAUUCAAGCUCAACUCCUAUAGUUGGGCAACCUAAUCCUGUUACUAGAAUGGCAGAUUCAAAUGCUAAUGCAAGGGGGGAUGAAAGCAAUGUUGAAACAGCAGCCCCAAAUCAAAGUCAAGAAGUAGAAAAUCCAAAUCCUUAUGCACCAAAGAAGCGACAGAAAAAAUCUGCAGCUUGGACAGACUUCAAAGAGGUUCUUGUGGGUACCACUAAGAAGUUCCAGUGUGUACAUUGCAAGGUUCAUUACUUACCACAUGGCUCUGGCGUAACAACAACGUUGCUAAGACAUGGAAAACAAUGUUUAAAGAAGCCUGGAAACAUCAUUCCUCACGGACAGCAACAACUAACUCUGGAAGCUACUCUUGAACUUGGUGAAAGCGUAAGUGCAGUGCAGAAUUUCAAGUAUGACCAAGCAAAGUUACGAGAAUCCAUGGUACAUUGCUUUAUAGUACAUGAAAUGCCUUUCAUGACUGCUGAAUAUGAAAUGUUUAAUGCAAUGAUGAGACGUGCUACUCCACUUUAUCAAAAGGUUAGCCGAACAAGUAUUCAAGCAGAUGUUUUUACCACAUAUGAUAUUCACAGGAAGAAGAUAAAACAACUUCUUGAGAAUGUGACCAGGAUGAGUUUGACGACCGAUCUAUGGAGAUCUAAUCAAACUGUGGAGUACAUGGUUGUCACUUGCCACUUCGUGGACAAAGACUGGAAGUUGCAGAAGCGUGUUCUUAACUUUUGUGAAGUUCCACCACCGCAUAAUGGUCUAUCUAUAUAUGAUGCACUACAUACAUGCUUAAGUGAUUGGGAUAUUGAGAAGAAGAUAUGGACAAUCACUUUAGACAAUGCAUCUUACAAUGAUGUAGCUGUGAGGACGUUGAAAGGUACUCUUAGUUAUCAAGGUGAGCUUCCACUUGGUGGGGAAAUGUUUCAUGUUCGUUGCUGUGCUCAUAUCAUCAAUAUAUUGGUGCAAUGUGGACUCAAGGAGAUUGAAGGUACAAUUAAGAGUGUUAGAGAAAGUAUUAGGCAUAUUGCUCCUUCAACGAGUCGAGUAACAAUCUUUCGGGAUAUUGCAAAGCAAUUGAAGUUGCCUUCAAAGAAGCUUAUUUUAGACUGUUGCACUCGAUGGAACUCCACAUAUCAUAUGAUCUCUACUGCUUCAGAGAUGAAAGCGGUGUUUCCUCGAUAUGCUGAGAGAGAUUCAUUGUACAAGUGGUUGCCUGCUGAUGAAGAUUGGGUCAAUGUCCUAGAUGUUUGUGAAUUUUUGGAGUUGUUUAAUGACAUCACCACACUUAUUUCUGGCAGCAGCUAUUCAACUGUUAACUUAUUUCUUCCUGAAAUGUGGGCUAUCAAGAUGUUAUUAAAAGAGACCUUGGAUUCAGAGAAACCAAGUAUGAGGUCUAUGGCAUCCAAAAUGCUACAGAAGUUUGAGAAGUAUUGGGGUCAGUCAAACUUGGUAAUUUCAAUUGCUUGUGUCUUGGACCCAAGGAAUAAGUUCAAAAUGCUUGAGUUGUAUUUCCCUGAUCUUUAUGAUAAGGAGGGGGCUGAUUAUUUGGCUCAUAUUGCAACUGUCCGUGACAAGCUUCAUAAGUUAUUUGAUGAGUAUGUGGAGGAAUACAAAGCUAAGAAUGUGGGCAAAUCAUCUGAAAAUGAAGGUGGAGUCACUUCUUCUGCUGCUAAUAUCACAACUGGGAAAGGGAAGAGAAAAAUGGGAAGAGAAAGGUUUGAUUCCAUAGUUCAAAAUGUGGAGUGUGUUUCAACAAUGAGAUCUGAACUUGAUGUGUAUCUUCAAGAUUGCCUACAUAUUCACAAGGGGGGAGCAGAAUUUAAUGUCAUUGAGUGGUGGAAGGAACAAAGCAUGAGGUACAAGAUCUUAUCGACAAUGGCUUGUGACAUCAUGGCUAUUCCUAUUACAUCAGUAGCCUCGGAAGCUGCCUUUAGUGCCGGAGGAAGAGUGGUUGAUAAACAUCGUACAUCGUUGGGGACAAAGACCGUUCAAGCUCUACUUUGCACUCAAGAUUGGUUGAAGAAUCAUUAUCAUUUGAAAAAGACUGUCAAGACCAUGACCAAAAAGGAAGAUGCUGUGGAGAUCGACCUUUCUUAAUAGGACCUUAUAAUCAUGACCUUCUAGGAAUUUUGGUUUGACUAAAGGUAAAUUAUCAAUCACCCUUCUGAACCAUGUAUUGUGUUUCUAUUGAGUUGCAUGCUGGUCAUUUAUGGGUUUCUUGGAGCUAUUGCUUCUGUCCUAUUCAAAUAAGUUGCUUACGGGCUAGAAACAAGAUAGAAAAUGUUGAGAAAACCAAAGCAGCAUACAAUACAUAUAUAUAUAUAUAUAUAUGAAAGAAACAUGAUGGUUAGAACUGGUGAACUUCAAAGUAAAACUGGUGCUCCCUCUGCCUUUUUAAUAAAGAAAGAAACAUGGUGAUUAGAAGGUGUGAGUAAUUUAAUUUGAAUGGUUGGGAGAAGAAAAUCAAAACAUCAAUUUGAUCAAAGUUUGUUCAUACUGGGAAAAGGAUCCUGAUUCCUGGGUAUGUCAAACGUGGUGUGUGUAGUUGAUGUUCAUGAUUACUUAUUGUAUCAUCAUCAAAAUCUGUUCACUCUUGUCAAAUAGUUGCUUAUGGAUCAUAAUUAAAAGUGUGUGAUGUAAGACUUGGAUGGAUUGAUAAUAUUUUUAUUAUAUUGUUUUUAUGGAUUGGGCGAUGAUAAUCAUUCUUUCUUUUUCUUUUAUUUACCCUUGCAGAAUCUGGUAGGAGGAAGCACAUUUUGGUAGUUAAUCAACUGAACGAUUAACCUAGAGCAUGAUGGCUCAACCUUAACCUAUAUUUUGUCUUGAAUAUGUAAUUGUGUCGGAGUUCUCGUAGAACAUGUAUUUAGUCCUGGAUAUGUAAUUUUGUGGAAGCUAUGGAAGGAUUAAACGUACCAUUAUAAACGUGGUCAUUCUCUUGUUGAUAUUGAAGUUUGUUGUAGUUUUUAGUGUUUCUUUUUUUAAUUAAAAUCAUUAUAUUGCACAAUUUCAGGAAAAAAGAUUUCAAGCCGAGUUCAUCUCGAGUCGAGCUAGUGUUGAGCUUGACAAGUUUUGUUAUCAAGCAUUUAUCGAGUCGAGCCGAGUCAAACUCGAGUUGGAUAAUUUUGUUUCCAAGCCGAGUCGAGUUCGAGCUGGAUUAUCUACAUUCAAGCUCGAGUCGAGUUCGAGCCGAGUAAUUUAUAAACGAGUCGAGUUCGAGCUGAGCAAAAACUCGACUCGACUCGGCUCGUUUGCAGCCCUAGUUAUAACCAGCCAGAUCGACUGUUGUAACAUAGAGCAUAAACUUGUUGUACAUAUUAUUGCAAGUUGUGAGUUACAACCAUAUCCAGCUCAUAUAACUCAACGGCCGGUUUGAAUCAUGAAAUCUGAUGAGGGAUUGGACCAGAAUCCCGGCCCGUCCAGGAUUUUAACCAUUUUCCUUGUUUCGGUAGCUCUCAAAUAAUGCGAGAUUUGGGUCAUUCGGAAUUUUAAAAUCCGGCCCAACCCGAUAUUUGAAAUAGCUGUCACCCCCAAAUAUUUUAAAAUCCGACCUUACAUAUUUUAUUCGUUUAAAACUUCUGCAUCUGUAUUACUUUCAAGUCGUUUCAUAUUUCCCUGUUCAUUUGAUGGCUAUGCCGUACUAAAACGUAUAAAAUCUGUAUAACACGUUUAAACCCAUAUUUAAUGAAUUAAAUUUUUAUUU
Molecule: messenger RNA, 5491 nt
Organism: Linum trigynum
Lineage: Eukaryota; Viridiplantae; Streptophyta; Magnoliopsida; Malpighiales; Linaceae
Source: the annotation of a GenBank genome assembly